GCCGCCCGGGCGCGGCCACUCCGCACGGACCCGCUCCGGGACCGCCAGGAACCGGCACCGGGCAUGGCCCGGCCCGGCAGCUGAGCCCGCAGGCUGGGAGGUGACACCGGAGCCGCCGCGAGGUUCCCGAGCGAGGGCCGAGGAUUCCUGGGCGGAUCCGGCCGGGACCGGGACCGGGACCGGGACCGGGGACCCCACCAAGAUGGAGCGCGAGGAGGAGGAGGAGACGCGGGAGAUCCUCCUGCCCAGCUGGGAGGGCAGCGGCUCCCACGGCAUCACCAUCGACCAGACCGAGCACGGCGUCUUCGUGCGCCGCGUCCAGCAGAACUCGCCCGCCGCCCGCAUGGGCGUCGUCAAGGAAGGGGAUCAGAUCGUCAGUGCCACCGUCUACUUUGCGCACCUGCAGUCGGGGGAGGUGGCGCAGCUGCUGCAGAGCGUGGGCCAGCACCCGCUGGGGCUGCGGCUGCAGCGCCGCGGUGACCGCCCGGACACGGCCGGACACGGCUGCGGCCACCGGGACACGGCCGGACACGGCUGCGGCCACUGGGACCCCGCCGGACACGGCUGCGGCCACUGGGACCCGGCCGGACACGGCUGCGGCCACUGGGACCCCGCCGGACACGGCUGCGGCCACUGGGACCCCGCCGGACACGGCUGCGGCCACUGGGACCCCUCCGGACACGGCUGCGGCCACCGGGACCCCGCGCCCGGCAGCCCCGAGGUUGUGCUGAGCGGCGAUGACGAAGAGUACCGGCGCAUCUACACCACCAAAAUCAAACCGCGGCUCCGCUCCGAGGAGAUCCCGGACGCCGAGGCCGGGGGGACGCAGAGCAGAACCAUCACCGUCACCCGCAAGGUCACCGCCUACACCGUGGACGUCACCGGCCACGACGGCGACCUCGGCGUCAUCGGCGGCCCCGAAUUCCACGCCCGCGUCCCCGGGGUGACACCCGAGGGGCUUCACCUGCGGACGGAGCCCCAGAGCCAAAUUCCUGCUGGAGAAACUGGAAAAUCCCUCCCGGGCUGGAAGGGCUCCGCUGCCUUCCCGGGGUCUCCCCGGAUCGAGGCCAACGGACAGUUCGGAGAUCUGGACGGGCGAUUCCACGCUCCGUGUCCGCAGGGAGAGCUCGUGGGCUCCUCCUCCUCCUCCUCACCGCCGCCGGAUGUGGGGAAAAUCAAAAUCCCGGCGUUAAAAAUCCCCAAAUUCGGGUUCCAGGCUGGCGGAGAAGCUCCGGCCCCGCAGGCGGGCGGCGGGAUGGACGUCACCCGCCCAUCCCCACCGGACAUUCCACGGGUGGACGUGGCGGUCAAAGGCGUCACCGAGGCUCCACCGGACGUCCCCGGCCUGGAGCUCCCGGACGGCGCCAAAGGGAAAAUCCAAAUCCCGCACUUGACCUUCCCCAAAUUCACCGCCCAGGGCGCCGGCGCUGCCGCGGAGGUCCCCAAGGGGGUGGCCGUCCCCGAGGUGGCCCUGGAAGGAGAAUGGAAAGGCCCCACCUUCAAGAAGGUGGAAACGCCCCAGAUUUCGCUGUCGGACGUGAACCUGAACCUGAAGGGACCCAGGGUGGAAGGGGACCUGAAAGGACCCGGCCCCAAGGGGCUCCAGGUGGACGUGAAGGGUCCGGAGGUGGCAGUGGCCGGUCCGGGGGGUGGCCUGAAGGGCGUGGAGAUGGACGUUGGCGUGAAGGGAGGAGUGGACGUGUCCCUGCCGACCGUGGGCGGUGAAUUGAGGGGUCCCCAGCUGGACCUCAAAGGGCCCCAGAUUGGGGUGGAGGUGCCUGGAGUGGACAUCAAAGGCCCCGCGGUGAAGAUGCCCGAGAUGAGCAUCAAGACCCCCCAGAUCUCCGUGCCCGGUGUGGACCUCAAAGGACCCAAAGUCAAGGCAGAUUUGGAUGUUUCCGCCCCAAAACUGGAAGGGGAGCUGAAGACCCCAGGACUGGACAUCAAAGGCCCCAAAGUCGAGGUGGAAACGCCGGAUUUGGAGCUCCAAGGACCCGAGGGGAAGCUGAAGUUCCCCAAGCUGAAAAUGCCCAAAUUUGGGGUGAAAGGAGAGACCCCCAGCGUGGACGUGACCCUUCCCAAAGCGGGGGUGGACAUCUCCGGCCCCAAGGUGGACGUCAGCAUCCCCAACGUGGACAUCAAAGGCCCCAAAGUGGACAUUGAAGCACCUGAAAUGGACAUUCAGGGCCCCGAGGGAAAAUUCAAGAUGCCCAAGUUCAAGAUGCCCAAAUUUGGGAUGCCCGGGGUGAAAGCAGAAGGUCCCGAGGUGGACGUGAACCUCCCGAAAGGCGGCGUGGAGGUGUCCGGCCCCAAGGUGGACGUUGAGGCGCCGAAUUUGGACAUCCAGGGGCCCGAAAUGAACCUCAAGGCCCCCAAAAUCUCUGUGCCGGACGUUGACCUGACCCUGAACGGCACCAAGGCCAGCGGCGACCUGGACGUGUCCGUGCCGGGGUUGAAGGGCCCAGGACUGGACAUCAAAGGCCCCAAAGUCGAGGUGGAAACGCCGGAUUUGGAUCUCCAAGGACCUGAGGGGAAGCUGAAGUUCCCCAAGCUGAAAAUGCCCAAAUUUGGGGUGAAGGGAGAGAGCCCCGACCUCGAGGUGGCCCUUCCCAAGGGCAGAGUGGACGUUUCGGGUCCCGGCGUCGCCGUCGAGGUGCCUGGUGUGGACCUGAAGGGCCCCAAGGUGAAGGUGCCCGAGGUGAGCAUCAAAACCCCCCAGAUCUCCAUGCCUGACAUCGACCUGAACCUCAAAGGACCCAAAGUCAAGGCAGAUUUGGAUGUUUCCGCCCCAAAACUGGAAGGGGAGCUGAAGACCCCCGGGCUGGACAUCAAAAGCCCCAAAGUCGAGGUGGAAACGCCGGAUUUGGACCUCCAAGGACCCGAGGGGAAGCUGAAGUUCCCCAAGCUGAAAAUGCCCAAAUUUGGGGUGAAGGGAGAGAGCCCCGACCUGGAGGUGACGCUCCCGAAGGGGGAGAUGGACAUCUCCGGCCCCAGGGUGGACGUGAAUGUCCCGAGCGUGGAUGUGGAAGGGCCGGAGGUGAAAGGGAAAGGCCUCAAGUUCAAAAUGCCCGAACUCAACGUCCAGACCCCAAAACUCUCCAUGCCAGACGUGGAUCUGGGCUUGAAGGGCCCAAAACUGAAAGGAGAUGUUGGAAUUUCUGGGCUGAAGGGCCCCAAAAUUGAGGUGAAAGGCCCCAAGAUGGACGUGGAAGGUGCCAAGAUCGACGUGGAAGGUGCCAAAAUCAACGUGAAAGGUCCCAAGUUGGACGUGGAAGGUCCCAAGUUGGACGUGGAAGGUCCCAAGUUGGACGUGGAAGGUCCCAAGUUGGACGUGGACGUGCCAGAGGUGGAUUUGGAAUGUCCCGAGGGGAAGGUGAAAGGUCCCAAGUUCAAGAUGCCCAAACUCAACAUCAAAUCCCCCAAAAUCUCGAUGCCGGACGUGGAUCUGAACCUGAAGGGACACAAAGUGAAGGGAGAGGUGGACGUGUCCCUCCCCAAGGUGGAAGGGGACAUCAAGGGGCCGAAGGUGGACGUGGAGGUCCCGGAUGUCCACCUGGAGGGUCCAGAGGCCAAACUGAAAAUGCCCAAAAUGAAAUUACCUCAUUUCAACGUGUCCGGCCCCAAACUGGAGGGGCCUGAGGUGGACGUGACCCUGCCCAAAGGAGAGGUGGACAUCUCUGGGCCGGAGGUGGACAUUGAGGGACCGGAGGUGGACGUUGGAGGAGCGGAAGGGAAAUGGAAAGGUCCCAAAUUCCGGAUGCCAAAACUCAACAUCAAAUCCCCCAAGAUCUCCAUGCCGGACGUGGACCUGAACCUGAAGGGCCCCAAGGUCAAGGGGGACAUCGAUGUCUCUGCUCCAAAGCUGGAAGGUGACCUGAAGGCUCCUGAACUGGACAUCAAAGGGCCAAAAGUGGACGUUGAGGUGCCCGAGGUGGAUUUGGAGUGUCCAGAGGGGAAGAUCAAAGGCCCCAAGUUCAAGAUGCCCGAGAUGCACAUCAAGACCCAGAAGAUCUCCAUGCCUGAUGUGGACAUCAACCUGAAGGGUCCAAAGGUCAAAGAUGACGUGGACGUGUCCCUUCCAAAGCUGGAGGGUGACCUGAAGGGUCCUGAACUGGACAUCAAAGUCCCCAAAGUGGACAUUGAGGCACCUGACGUCGACAUCCACGGCCCUGAGGGAAAAUUCAAGAUGCCCAAGUUCAAGAUGCCCAAAUUUGGGUUGAAGGGAGAAGGUCCCGAGGUGGACGUGAACCUCCCAACAGGAAACCUGGAUGUGUCCGGCCCCAAGGUGGACGUGGAGAUGCCGAGUGUGGACAUUGAGGGUCCCGAGGGGAAGAUCAAAGGCCCCAAGUUCAAGAUGCCCGAGAUGAACAUCAAGGCACCCAAGAUCUCCAUGCCCGACAUCGAUUUGAAUCUAAAGGGCCCCAAAGUGAAAGGAGAUGUUGAUGUCUCUGUCCCAAAGCUGGAGGGUGACCUGAAAGGUCCCAAAAUUGACCUCAAGGGCCCCAAAGUGGACAUUGAGGCACCCGAUGUCGACAUCCACGGCCCCGAGGGAAAAUUCAAGAUGCCCAAGUUCAAGAUGCCCAAAUUUGGGAUGAAGGGAGAAGGUCCCGAGGUGGACGUGAACCUCCCAAAAGGAGACCUGGAUGUGUCCGGCCCCAAGGUGGACAUUGAAGGUCCAGAGCUGGACAUUGAGGGUCCUGAAGGAAAACUGAAAGGCCCCAAGUUCAAGAUGCCCGAGAUGAACAUCAAAGCCCCCAAGAUCUCCAUGCCCGACGUCGACUUCAACCUCAAAGGCCCCAAAUUGAAGGGGGACAUCGAUGUCUCUGCUCCAAAGCUCGAGGGUGACCUGAAGGGUCCUGAACUGGACAUCAAAGGGCCAAAAGUGGACAUUGAUGUGCCAGAUGUCGACAUCCACGGUCCUGAGGGAAAAUUCAAGAUGCCCAAGUUCAAGAUGCCCAAAUUUGGGAUGCCCGGGGUCAAGGCAGAAGGUCCCGAGGUGGACGUGAACCUCCCAAAAGGAGACCUGGAUGUGUCCGGCCCCAAGGUGGACGUGGAGAUGCCGAGUGUGGACAUUGAGGGUCCCGAGGGGAAGAUCAAAGGCCCCAAGUUCAAGAUGCCCGAGAUGCAUUUUAAGACCCCCAAGAUCUCCAUGCCCGACAUCGACCUGAACCUCAAAGGUCCCAAGGUCAAGGGGGACAUUGAUGUCUCUGUCCCCAAGCUGGAAGGUGACCUGAAGGGUCCUGAACUGGACAUCAAAGGUCCCAAAGUGGACAUUGAGGCACCCGAUGUCGACAUCCACGGCCCCGAGGGAAAAUUCAAGAUGCCCAAGUUCAAGAUGCCCAAAUUUGGGAUGAAGGGAGAAGGUCCCGAGGUGGACGUGAACCUCCCAACAGGAAACCUGGAUGUGUCCGGCCCCAAGGUGGACAUUGAAGGUCCAGAGGUGGACAUUGAAGGUCCAGAAGGGAAGAUCAAAGGCCCCAAGUUCAAGAUGCCCGAGAUGAACAUCAAAGCCCCCAAGAUCUCCAUGCCCGACAUCGACCUGAACCUGAAAGGCCCCAAGGUCAAGGGAGGUGUGGACGUCUCCGUCCCACAAUUGGAGGGCGAUCUGAAAUGUCCGGAUGUGAACAUUAAAGGUCCGAAGGUGGAUGUGGACGUUCCUGACGUGGACGUUGAAGGUCCUGAGGGAAAGUGGAAGGGACCCAAGAUCAAGAUGCCAGAGAUGAACAUCAAGGCGCCGAAAUUUUCUCUGCCUGAUGUCGACCUGAACCUGAAAGGUCCCAAACUGAAGGGAGACGUGGCUGUGUCCGCCCCAAAAGUAGAAGGAGACGUGAAAGUGCCGGAUCUGGAGUUGAAAGGACCCAAAGUGGACGUGGACGCCCCCGACCUCCAACUGGAGGGCCCCGAGGGGAAGAUCAAAGGCCCCAAGUUCAAGAUGCCCGAGAUGCACAUCAAGGCCCCCAAGAUCUCCAUGCCCGACUUUGACCUGAACCUGAAAGGCCCCAAAGUGAAGGGAGACGUGGACGUGGCCGUCCCGAAAAUCGAGGGAGAUUUUAAAGCCCCAGACGUCGAUGUCAAAGGCCCCAAAGUCAACGUGGAGCUCCCCGACGUUGAGCUGGAGUGCCCCGAAGCGAAGCUGAAGGGCCCCAAGUUCAAGAUGCCCGAGAUGCACUUCAAAACCCCCAAGAUCUCCAUGCCCGACAUCGACCUGAACCUCAGAGGCCCAAAACUGAAGGGGGACGUGGACAUUUCCACCCCCAAACUGGAAGGUGACCUGAGGGGCCCAGAGGUGGACAUCAAAGGUCCCAAACUGGACAUCAAAGCACCUGAGGUGGACAUUGACCUCCCGGAGGGGAAGAUCAAGGGUCCCAAGUUCAAGAUGCCCGAGAUGAACAUCAAGGCCCCCAAGAUCUCCAUGCCCGACUUUGAUCUGAACCUGAAAGGCCCCAAAGUGAAGGGUGACGUCGAUGUGUCCCUGCCCAAGCUCGAAGGGGACCUGAAAGGGCCAGAGGUGUCACUGAAAGGACCAAAAGUGGACGUAGAAGUUCCUGACGUGGAGCUGGAAUGUCCCGAGGGGAAGAUCAAAGGCCCCAAGUUCAAGAUGCCCGAGAUGCACAUCAAGGCCCCCAAGAUCUCCAUGCCUGAUUUCGAUCUCAACCUGAAGGGCCCCAAAUUGAAGGGGGACAUCGAUGUCUCUGUCCCCAAGGUGGAAGGUGACCUGAAGGGUCCUGAACUGGACAUCAAAGGCCCCAAAGUCGAUGUUGACCUUCCUGACGUGGAGCUGGAGUGUCCUGAGGCGAAACUGAAGGGCCCCAAGUUCAAGAUGCCUGAGAUGCACAUCAAGGCCCCCAAGAUCUCCAUGCCUGACAUUGACCUGAACCUGAAAGGUCCCAAAUUGAAGGGAGACAUCGAUGUCUCUGCUCCAAAGCUCGAGGGUGACCUCAAAGCCCCAGACAUCGACAUCAAAGGCCCCAAAGUCAAUGUGGACAUCCCCGACCUUGAGUUGGAAGGUCCCGAGGGGAAGAUCAAAGGCCCCAAGUUCAAGAUGCCCGAGAUGCACAUCAAGGCCCCCAAGUUCUCCAUGCCCGACGUCGACUUCGGCCUGAAGGGCCCCAAGGUGAAGGGGGACAUCGAUGUCUCUGCUCCAAAGCUGGAGGGUGACCUGAAGGGUCCUGAACUGGACAUCAAAGGUCCCAAAGUGGACAUUGAGGCACCUGACGUCGACAUCCACGGCCCUGAGGGAAAAUUCAAGAUGCCCAAGUUCAAGAUGCCCAAAUUUGGGAUGAAGGGAGAAGGUCCCGAGGUGGACGUGAACCUCCCAACAGGAAACCUGGAUGUGUCCGGCCCCAAGGUGGACAUUGAAGGUCCAGAGGUGGACAUUGAGGGUCCAGAGGGGAAGAUCAAAGGCCCCAAGUUCAAGAUGCCCGAGAUGCAUUUUAAGACCCCCAAGAUCUCCAUGCCCGACAUCGACCUGAACCUGAGAGGACCCAAGGUCAAGGGAGAUGUUGAUGUCUCUGUCCCCAAGCUGGAAGGUGACCUGAAGGGACCUGAACUGGACAUCAAAGGCCCCAAAGUCAAUGUGGACCUUCCUGAUGUGGACAUUGAAGGUCCCGAGGGGAAGAUCAAAGGCCCCAAGUUCAAGAUGCCCGAGAUGCACAUCAAGGCCCCCAAGAUCUCCAUGCCCGAUGUCGACUUCAACCUAAAGGGCCCCAAGUUGAAGGGUGACGUGGACGUGUCCCUUCCAAAGCUGGAAGGUGACCUGAAGGGUCCUGAACUGGACAUCAAAGGCCCCAAAGUGGACAUUGAGGCACCUGACGUUGACAUUCAUGGCCCAGAAGGGAAAAUAAAGUUCCCCAAGUUCAAGAUGCCCAAAUUUGGGUUGAAGGGAGAAGGUCCCGAGGUGGACGUGAACCUCCCAACAGGAAACCUGGAUGUGUCCGGCCCCAAGGUGGACAUUGAAGGUCCAGAGGUGGACGUGGAGCUGCCAGAGGGGAAGAUCAAAGGCCCCAAGUUCAAGAUGCCCGAGAUGAACAUCAAAGCCCCCAAGAUCUCCAUGCCCGACAUUGACCUGAACCUGAAAGGUCCCAAAUUGAAGGGAGACAUCGAUGUCUCUGCUCCAAAGCUCGAGGGUGACCUCAAAGCCCCAGAUAUUGACAUCAAAGGUCCCAAAGUCAAUGUUGACCUCCCCGACCUUGAGUUGGAAGGUCCCGAGGGGAAGAUCAAAGGCCCCAAGUUCAAGAUGCCCGAGAUGCACAUCAAGGCUCCCAAGUUCUCCAUGCCCGAUGUCGACUUCGGCCUGAAGGGCCCCAAGGUGAAGGGGGACAUCGAUGUCUCUGUCCCCAAGCUGGAAGGUGACCUGAAGGGUCCUGAACUGGACAUCAAAGGCCCCAAAGUGGACAUUGAGGCACCUGACGUCGACAUCCACGGCCCAGAAGGGAAAAUAAAAUUCCCCAAGUUCAAGAUGCCCAAAUUUGGGAUGCCCGGGGUCAAGGCAGAAGGUCCCGAGGUGGACGUGAACCUCCCGACAGGAAACCUGGAUGUGUCCGGCCCCAAGGUGGACGUUGAGAUGCCGAGUGUGGACAUUGAGGGUCCCGAGGGGAAGAUCAAAGGCCCCAAGUUCAAGAUGCCCGAGAUGAACAUCAAAGCCCCCAAGAUCUCCAUGCCCGACGUCGACUUCAACCUCAAAGGUCCCAAAUUGAAGGGAGAUGUUGAUGUCUCUGCUCCAAAGCUCGAGGGUGACCUGAAAGCCCCAGACAUCGACAUCAAAGGCCCCAAAGUCAGUGUGGACCUUCCUGAUGUGGAGCUGGAAGGUCCUGAGGGGAAGAUCAAGGGCCCCAAAUUCAAGAUGCCCGAGAUGCACAUCAAGGCCCCCAAGAUCUCCAUGCCCGACGUUGACUUCAACCUGAAGGGCCCCAAGGUGAAGGGGGACAUCGAUGUCUCUGUCCCCAAGCUGGAGGGUGACCUGAAGGGUCCUGAACUGGACAUCAAAGGCCCCAAAGUGGACAUUGAGGCACCUGAUGUCGACAUCCACGGCCCGGAAGGGAAAAUUAAAAUGCCCAAGUUCAAGAUGCCCAAAUUUGGGUUUUCUGGGCCCAAAGUUGAAGGCCCCGAGGUGGACCUGAAUCUUCCAGAGGCUGAGGUCGACAUUUCAGGUCCAAAGGUCGACGUUUCCGUCCCUGACCUGGACAUCGAAGGCCCCGAUGGGAAACUGAAGGGUCCCAAGUUCAAGAAGCCGGAGCUGCAGUUCAACGUCCCCAAGAUCUCCAUGCCCGACAUCGACCUCAACCUGAAAGGCCCCAAACUCAAAGGUGACCUCGACGCUUCUCUUCCCAAGGUCGAGGGCGAGCUGAAAGGCCCCAAACUGGACAUCAAGGGGCCAGAGCUGGAGCUGGAGGGGCCAAAAGUUGACCUUGAAGGAAAAGCUAAAAAAUCCAGGUUUAAACUUCCCAAGUUUGGCUUUUCUGGCCCAAAAGUUCAAAGCCCUGAGGUGGACGUGAAGCUUAAAAAACCCGAGGUGGAAGUGUCCGGCCCCAAAGUUGAGGUCCAGGCUCCGGAUUUGGACAUCCAGGGAAAAUCCAAGGGCUCCAAAUUCAAAAUGCCUUUUCUGAACAUUUCUUCACCCAAAGUCUCGAUGCCGGACGUGGAGCUGAACCUGAAGGGACACAAAAUGAAAGGGGAGUUUGACCUGUCCACCCCCAAGCUGGAAGGGGAACUGAAAGGUCCUGAGGUGGACAUCAAGGGCCCCAAGGUCAACAUCGAGGCCCCAGACGUGGACGUUCACGGCCCGGAGGGGAAAAUCAAAAUGCCCAAGUUCAAAAUGCCCAAAUUUGGUGUUUCUGGGUUUAAAGGGGAGGGGCCAGAGGUGGACGUGAACCUGCCGACAGCAGAACUGGACGUGUCAGGUCCUAAGGUGGACAUUGAAGGUCCAGAGGUGGACAUUGAAGGUCCAGAAGGGAAGAUCAAAGGCCCCAAGUUCAAGAUGCCCGAGAUGAACAUCAAAGCCCCCAAGAUCUCCAUGCCCGACAUCGACCUGAACCUGAAAGGUCCCAAAGUGAAGGGAGACGUGGACGUGUCCUUGCCCCAGGUGGACCUGAAAGGACCCAAGGUGGAGGUGGAAGCUCCCGAACUCAACGUGGAAGGUCCGAAAGGGAAAAUCAAGGGCCCCAAAUUUAAAAUGCCCGAAAUGAACAUCAAAGCUCCCAACAUCUCCAUGCCGGAGCUGGACCUCAACCUGAAAGGUCCCAAGGUCAAAGGGGGGGUGGACGUCGAUCUGUCUGCACCAAAAAUCGAAGGGGACGUGAGCUUGCCGGACAUCGACGUCAAAGGCCCCAAGGUGGACAUUGAAGGUCCAGAGCUGGACAUUGAAGGUCCAGAAGGGAAGAUCAAAGGCCCCAAGUUCAAGAUGCCCGAGAUGCACAUCAAGGCCCCCAAGAUCUCCAUGCCCGACGUUGACUUCAACCUGAAGGGCCCGAAAUUGAAGGGGGACAUCGAUGUCUCUGUCCCCAAGCUGGAAGGUGACCUGAAGGGUCCUGAACUGGACAUCAAAGGUCCCAAAGUGGACAUUGAGGCACCCGAUGUCGACAUCCACGGCCCUGAGGGAAAAUUCAAGAUGCCCAAGUUCAAGAUGCCCAAAUUUGGGAUGAAGGGAGAAGGUCCCGAGGUGGACGUGAACCUCCCAAAAGGAGACCUGGAUGUGUCCGGCCCCAAGGUGGACGUGGAGAUGCCGAGUGUGGACAUUGAGGGUCCCGAGGGGAAGAUCAAAGGCCCCAAGUUCAAGAUGCCCGAGAUGCACAUCAAGGCCCCCAAGAUCUCCAUGCCCGACAUUGACCUGAACCUGAAAGGUCCCAAAUUGAAGGGGGACAUCGAUGUCUCUGCUCCAAAGCUCGAGGGUGACCUCAAAGCCCCAGACAUCGACAUCAAAGGCCCCAAAGUCAAUGUCGACCUUCCUGAUGUGGACAUUGAAGGUCCCGAGGGGAAGAUCAAAGGUCCCAAGUUCAAGAUGCCCGAGAUGAACAUCAAGGCCCCCAAGAUCUCCAUGCCCGACUUUGAUCUGAACCUGAAGGGCCCCAAAUUGAAGGGCGAUGUCGAUGUGUCCCUGCCGAGUGUGGAAGGGGACCUGAAAGGGCCAAAGGUGGACGUGAAAGGCCCCGAAUUUGAUGUUUCUGCCCCAGAUGUUCAAAUUGAGGGCCCUGAAGGGAAGAUCAAAGGCCCCAAGUUCAAGAUGCCCGAGAUGAACAUCAAGGCCCCCAAGAUCUCCAUGCCCGAUUUCGAUCUCAACCUCAAAGGUCCCAAAUUGAAGGGGGACAUCGAUGUCUCUGUCCCCAAGCUGGAAGGUGACCUGAAGGGUCCUGAACUGGACAUCAAAGGCCCCAAAGUCAAUGUUGACCUUCCUGAUGUGGACAUUGAAGGUCCAGAAGGGAAGAUCAAAGGCCCCAAGUUCAAGAUGCCCGAGAUGAACAUCAAGGCCCCCAAGAUCUCCAUGCCCGACAUCGACCUGAACCUCAAAGGUCCCAAGGUGAAGGGGGACAUCGAUGUCUCUGUCCCCAAGCUCGAGGGUGACCUGAAGGGUCCUGAACUGGACAUCAAAGGUCCCAAAGUGGACAUUGAGGCACCUGAUGUCGACAUCCACGGCCCUGAGGGAAAAUUCAAGAUGCCCAAGUUCAAGAUGCCCAAAUUUGGGUUGAAGGCAGAAGGUCCCGAGGUGGACGUGAACCUCCCAAAAGGAAACCUGGAUGUGUCCGGCCCCAAGGUGGACAUUGAAGGUCCAGAGGUGUACGUGGAGCUGCCAGAGGGGAAGAUCAAAGGCCCCAAGUUCAAGAUGCCCGAGAUGCAUUUUAAGACCCCCAAGAUCUCCAUGCCCGACAUCGACCUGAACCUCAAAGGCCCCAAAUUGAAGGGGGACAUCGAUGUCUCUGUCCCCAAGCUGGAAGGUGACCUAAAGGGUCCUGAACUGGACAUCAAAGGCCCCAAAGUCGAUGUGGACCUCCCUGAUGUGGAGCUGGAAGGUCCCGAGGGGAAGAUCAAAGGUCCCAAGUUCAAGAUGCCCGAGAUGCACAUCAAGGCCCCCAAGAUCUCCAUGCCCGACGUCGAUCUCAACCUGAAGGGUCCAAAGGUCAAGGGUGACGUGGACGUGUCCCUUCCAAAGCUGGAGGGUGACCUGAAGGGUCCUGAACUGGACAUCAAAGGUCCCAAAGUGGACAUUGAGGCACCCGACGUUGACAUCCACGGCCCUGAGGGAAAAUUCAAGAUGCCCAAGUUCAAGAUGCCCAAAUUUGGGAUGAAGGGAGAAGGUCCCGAGGUGGACGUGAACCUCCCAAAAGGAGACCUGGAUGUGUCCGGCCCCAAGGUGGACAUUGAAGGUCCAGAGGUGGACGUGGAGCUGCCAGAGGGGAAAGUGAAAGGCCCCAAGUUCAAGAUGCCCGAGAUGCAUUUUAAAACCCCCAAGAUCUCCAUGCCCGACAUCGACCUGAACCUCAAAGGCCCCAAAUUGAAGGGAGAUGUCGAUGUCUCUGUCCCCAAGCUGGAAGGUGACCUGAAGGGUCCUGAACUGGACAUCAAAGGCCCCAAAGUCAAUGUGGACCUUCCUGAUGUGGAGCUGGAAGGUCCCGAGGGGAAGAUCAAAGGCCCCAAGUUCAAGAUGCCCGAGAUGCACAUCAAGGCCCCCAAGAUCUCCAUGCCUGAUUUCGAUCUCAACCUGAAGGGCCCCAAGGUGAAGGGUGACGUGGACGUGUCCCUUCCAAAGCUCGAGGGUGACCUGAAGGGUCCUGAACUGGACAUCAAAGGCCCCAAAGUGGACAUUGAGGCACCCGACGUCGACAUCCACGGCCCUGAGGGAAAAUUCAAGAUGCCCAAGUUCAAGAUGCCCAAAUUUGGGAUGAAGGGAGAAGGUCCCGAGGUGGACGUGAACCUCCCAAAAGGAGACCUGGAUGUGUCCGGCCCCAAGGUGGACAUUGAAGGUCCAGAGGUGGACAUUGAGGGUCCUGAAGGAAAACUGAAAGGCCCCAAGUUCAAGAUGCCCGAGAUGCACAUCAAAGCCCCCAAGAUCUCCAUGCCCGACCUCGACCUGAACCUGAAAGGCCCCAAGGUCAAAGGUGACGUGGACGUGUCCCUGCCCAGCGUGGAAGGAGAGCUGAAAGGUCCCGAGGUCAACGUCGCCGUCCCCGACGUCACCAUCGACAGCCCUGAGGGCAAAUUCAAACUGCCCAAGUUCAAGAUGCCCAAAUUCUCCAUGCCUGGCUUCAAAGGGGAUGGGGUGGACGUGGACCUGACCCUCCCCAAGGGUGACGUGUCCAUUUCGGGCCCCAGCGUGGACGUGGAGGCUCCUGAGCUGAGCGUGGACGGGAAAGUCAAAGGUCCCAAAUUCUCCAUGCCCGAGAUGAACAUCAAAGCCCCCAAGAUCUCCAUGCCCGACGUCGACUUCAACCUCAAAGGCCCCAAAUUGAAGGGGGACAUCGAUGUCUCUGCUCCAAAGCUCGAGGGUGACCUCAAAGCCCCAGACAUCGACAUCAAAGGCCCCAAAGUCAGUGUGGACCUUCCUGAUGUGGACAUUGAAGGUCCCGAGGGGAAGAUCAAGGGCCCCAAGUUCAAGAUGCCCGAGAUGCACAUCAAGGCCCCCAAGAUCUCCAUGCCCGACGUCGACUUCAACCUCAAAGGUCCCAAAUUGAAGGGGGACAUCGAUGUCUCUGUCCCCAAGCUGGAGGGUGACCUGAAGGGUCCUGAACUGGACAUCAAAGGUCCCAAAGUGGACAUUGAGGCACCUGACGUCGACAUCCACGGCCCUGAGGGAAAAUUCAAGAUGCCCAAGUUCAAGAUGCCCAAAUUUGGGAUGAAGGGAGAAGGUCCCGAGGUGGACGUGAACCUCCCGACAGGAAACCUGGAUGUGUCCGGCCCCAAGGUGGACGUGGAGAUGCCGAGUGUGGACAUUGAGGGUCCCGAGGGGAAGAUCAAAGGCCCCAAGUUCAAGAUGCCCGAGAUGAACAUCAAAGCCCCCAAGAUCUCCAUGCCCGACGUCGACUUCAACCUGAAGGGCCCCAAGGUGAAGGGGGACAUCGAUGUCUCUGUCCCCAAGCUGGAGGGGAACCUGCAGUGCCCAGAUGUCGACCUCAAGGGCCCCAGAGUGGACAUUCAGGCGCCGGACGUGACCCUGGAGGGCCCCAAGGUGAAGAUGCCUGAAGUUCACAUCAAGACCCCCCAGAUCUCCAUGCCCGACAUUGACCUCAACCUGAAGGGCCUGAAGGUCAAAGGUGACGCCGACCUGCAGGGCCCCAAGCUCGAGGGGGGUCUGAAGGGCCCCGAGGUCGAUAUCAAAGGCCCCAAAGUGGACAUCGAGUGCCCGGCGGUCAACGUCGAUGGUCCCGAGGGGAAAGUGAAGCUGCCCAAAAUGAAAAUGCCCAAAUUUGACUUUAAAGGAGAAGGUCCCGACGUGGAUGUGAACUUGCCGAAGGCUGAGGUGGAUCUUUCCGGCCCCAAGGUUGAUCUUGGCCUGCCAGAGGUCAACGUUGAAGGUCUGGAGGGCAAAGUCAAAGGUCCUAAAUUGAAAAUGCCCGAAAUGCACGUGAACGUCCCCAAAAUCUCCAUGCCCGAGAUAGACCUGAACUUGAAAGGCCACAAAACCAAGGGCGGAUUCGACGUUUCCACCCCGAAGGUCGAAGGUCACCUGAAAGGGCCCGAGGUUGACCUCAAAGGCCCAGAAUUCGGCGUCAAAGCUCCCGAAGUCGACGUCGAAUGUCCCGACCUGAGCAUCGAGGGCCCGGAGGCCAACGUCAAAGUUCCCAAGUUUAAAAAGUCCAAAUUUGGGUUCGGGAUGAAAAGCCCCAAGGCCGAGGUGGAUUUACCUGAGGGGGAGCUGAACGUGGAGUCACCCGAGGCCCACCUGUCCGGGAAAGGGAAGAAAAGCAAGUUCAAGAUGCCCAAAAUCCACAUGAGCGGCCCCAAAGUGAAGGGGAAGAAGGGGGCGUUCGACGUCAACGCGGCGGGGGCCGAGCUGGACGCCGAGCUCAACGUCACCGGCCCCGACGUCACCGUCAGGGGCGACGCCGCCGUGAAGUCCCCCAAAGGCAGGAAACCCAUGUUUGGGAAGAUCUCCUUCCCGGACGUCGAAUUCGACCUCAAAUCGCACAAAUUCCGCGGCGAGGCCUCGGCGGGGGUCCCCAAAGUGGAGGGCGAGCUGGAGGUCAAGGGCCCGAGUCUCAACGUGGAGGUGGAAGGUCCCGAUGCCAACCUGAAAAGCCCAAAAUUCAAACUCCCCGGGCUCCAGGUGGGCGCGGGGGACCUGAAGGUCGGGGGUGACCUGAAGGGCCCCGGCAUCGACGUCGCCGUCCCCUCGCUGGCGGCGCCCGACGUCGACGUCGGCGUGAAAGGACCAAAAGUGAAAGGCGAAGUCGGCGCCGCCGCCGCCGGAGCACAACUGGAAGGUCCCGAGGGGAAACUGGGAUGGCCCAAGGGGGGUAAAAUGGGUUUGGGGCUGGAGAUGCCGGACGUGAGCUCGGACGUGGAUGUGAAGCUCAAAGGGCCCCAAAUAUCCGGGCCUGAGUUGGAGGGGAAGCUGCAAGGACCAAAAUUAAAGGGAGAUUUGGACAUUUCGGGCUCCCUGGAAGGGCCCGGUGUUACCCUGGACGCGCCCGGCCUGGACCUCGGUGGCCUGGGGGGGAAGGUGAAGCUGCCCGCGGUGAAAUCCCCAACGCUGGAGGUCAAAGGGGGCGUCCCCUGCUCCGUCCAGUCCCCGGGGGCCACCCUGGACCUCAAGGGGCCCUCACUGGACGUCUCCGGGCCGGAUUUGGAUGUCAACCUGAAAGGACCAAAGUUGAAAGGAGACGUCGGCGUCAAAUCCCCGCAAGGGUCGGCAGACGACGGCGGCUUCGAAAUUUUGGGGGGCACCAUCAAACUCCCGUCCCUGAAGCUGCCCCAGUUCAGCAUCUCCGGCCCCAGCGUGGACGGAGGGGACGCGGGGGUCACUCUGGAAGGUCCCCAGGUCAAGGCGGGGCUGAAGGGCUCCGGUUUGGGGCUGGAAGGUGCCGAGGUGGAAGUGAAAGGGCCGAAAUUCUCCGCGCCGGACGUUGAGCUGAGGCGGAAAGGACCAAACGUCGACGUGGCCGGUGACAUCAAAGGGUCAAAGGUCAGCGUGGAAGCCCCUCACGGAGGGCUGGGCGUCCACCUGGAGGCUCCGGCUCUGGAAGCGUCCGGCUCGGGGUUGAACGUCAACGUGAAAGGGCCAAAGGUCAAAGGCGCCGCCGAGGCGACGCCGCCGUCGGUCGGCGCCGGUUCCGGAACCUUCCACGCCUCCUGCCCCAAGGUGGGCACCGAGGGCGGCCAGGUCAAAGUGUCCUUCCCCAAGCUGCGGAUGCCCAAAUUCGUCUUCUCCGAGCCCGAGGCCAAGGGCCGCGAGGUCGGGGUGGACGUCGACUUCCCCGGCGCCGACGCGGCCGAGCCGGAGCCGGACGAGGCCGAGGCGAGGCUGAAGAAAUCCAAGCUGAAGAUGCCCAAAUUCAACUUCUCCAAGCAGAAGGGACGCGGCGGCGGCGGCGGCGGCACCGCCCCGGGGUCCCCCGAGGCUUCGGGCUCCAUGUCCGGCUCCAAGGGCGACCUGAAGAGCUCCAAGGUGAGUCUGGGCUCGGCCGAGGGCGAGCUGGAGGCCGAGGCGCCGGCGGCCAAGGGCAAAUUCUCGCUGUUCCGCGGCAAGAAACCGCGGCCGCGCUCGUCGUCCUUCAGCGACGAGCACUCGGCCGAGCCGGACGCCGCCAGGCAGCCCAAGAGCAAAUUCGGGACCUUCGGGGGCAUCGGCUCCAAGGCCAAGGGGUGCUACGAGGUGACGGCCGAGGACGGGGGGCGGGCGCCGGGGUCCCCCAAAUCUCGCCUGUCCUCGUCCUCGUCCUGCGAGGGGGUGGCCCGGGGCGGGCUCCGCGUGCCCGGCCUGGAGCUGGCGGUGGCCAAAGGCAAGGAGUGACCGCGGGGGAGGGGUUGUACAUAGGCCUGGAGCGAGGGACACCCCCCCAAUGUGUACAGAGAGGGGGAGGGGCCCCCCCUCCCCACCAAAGAUUUUUGGGGUCCUCCCCCUUUGUGCUGAGAGCUUCGGGUUUUUUUUUUUCCCCUCCCAAUUUAUCCUUUUUUUUUGGAUAUUUUUAUUGGGGUUUGUUUUUUGUCCCAUUUUUUUUUCUUUUUAUUUUUUCUUUUCCUCCCUUCUCCGCCCCUCCCCCUCAAAAAAAAAAAGAUAUUUUCAGUGUUUGGUUCGUGGAAAUGAAUUUUUUUUUUUUUUUUUUUGUAUUUUUCCUUCAUUUUAACUUUUUUUUUUUUUGGCUUUUUUUUUUUUUUUUUUUUUUUUGCGGGGCUGAAGGUUCUGUUGGUUCGGUGGAUUUAUUCCAAAGUUUGGCUUUUUUGGGGUUUGUGAAAGAAAUGAAAACCAAAUCCGUGGAUCUUUUAUUAUUUUUUUUAAAAAAAUUAAAUAUUAUUAAAGAAAUAUUUUUUUUAAAAAUUAAAUAUUAUUUAAAAAAAAAUUAAAAUUAAAUAUUAUUUUAAAAAAAUUUAAAAAUUUAAAUAUUAUUAAAAAAAAAAGACCAAAACUGUGGAUUUCUAAAAAAAAAACCUACCCAAAACCGUGGAUGUAUUUGAUAAAUUGGAUAUAUUAAAAUAUAAAGAAAAAAAAAUAUGGAUUAACUAAAAAAAUUAAAUGAAAAAUAUGGAAUUAUUAGAAAAACUCAGAGUAAAAAUGUGGAUCUAUUAAAAAAAAUAUCAAAGAAAUGAACACAACAAUAAAUUAAAUGAAGGAAAUAACAACGACAAAAUUGGAUCAAUUAAGAAAAUAAACCAAAACUAAAAGGGGAUUUAUUAAAAAAACAAAAUUAAAUGGAUUUAUCCAAAGAAACCAAAAAAUUACGGAUUUACUGAGCAGAACAAACCAAAAAUACGAAUUAAUUACAUAAAAUAAACCAAAAACACGGAUUUACCAAUAAAACCAAACCAAACCCGUGGCUUUAUUAAUCAAAAUAAACCAAAACCCGUGGAUUUAUUAAUCCAAACAAUCCAAAAGCCACAACCCUGACCUCUGAAACUGAGAAGUGUCCCCAGAGCUUGGAAGAUUUUAAUCCGUGGCACAAGACCCGGAGAUCGAAUGACUCCGGGGAGGACGGAACGAGCCCAGAGCCACUCCCGAGGUUUUCCCUGCAGCUUUAUUUUCAUUUUUUUUUUUGUUGUUUUUUGGCUGUUUUAUGGCUGUUUUUUUGUCGUAUUUGUUACAUUCUUUGUAUUAUAAUUUGAUAAAAACACCCGUUUCCGUCUUGUUUAGCCCCAAAAUUCAAAAAAAAAAAAAAAAAAAAAGUGCGUCCGGCAUCCGGGAUGAAGUUUUGUUUUAUGAGGAUUUUGGGGAAGUUUAAAUAAAUUAAAUUUUUAAGGAAUUCCUCCCCCCCCUCCCUCUCCCAGAAAAUAUAAACCUGUUCCCUUUGCAGCACUUUAACGGCGAAUUAACGGGAGAAAAAACGGUGGAAAACGCAAAUAAAACCAAAAAUGUUUAUUAACCGCGA
Molecule: messenger RNA, 18509 nt
Organism: Poecile atricapillus (Black-capped chickadee)
Lineage: Eukaryota; Metazoa; Chordata; Aves; Passeriformes; Paridae
Gene: AHNAK
Product: AHNAK nucleoprotein
Exons: 5
Coding region: 203-16939 (5578 amino acids)
Biological process (GO): regulation of RNA splicing
Cellular component (GO): cytoplasm; costamere; nucleus
Molecular function (GO): protein binding
Source: RefSeq, a predicted model, not a curated record